Molecule: messenger RNA, 2821 nt
Organism: Synchiropus splendidus (mandarinfish)
Lineage: Eukaryota; Metazoa; Chordata; Actinopteri; Syngnathiformes; Callionymidae
Product: UPF0462 protein C4orf33 homolog
Exons: 6
Coding region: 272-946 (224 amino acids)
Source: RefSeq, a predicted model, not a curated record
UCUUUAUUUACUCCUUUUCUCCAGGGUUUUUUCUCCUAGUUUCCAAUAUGUAUCCCUGUAUUUUUUUAAUGUUCUCGGCUAACUUUUGUUUUGUGCAUUAUUGUAUUCAAUUUAUUUGCCUCAGUACGCUUUUUAUGUGCGUUUUGAUAAGCUCAUGCGAAAUGGAACAGCUUUCAAAAAGUGCCAAAUCAGUAACUUCUUAUCAGGAAACCCAACUUAGUGAUGUUCAACUGGAACAGCACUGCAAACUUGUUUCAUAAGUUGGGACAACAUGGGGUUGUAUGUAGGGCUUGCUGUGCAGUUCCUGAUUCUCAGCCACAUUCUUCUCCUCUCUGAGUCUUUGCCGGGAAAGGAGAUGGAGUUUUUGAUUCGACACACGUGGGACAGUGAUCCUGUAACUCAUAAGCCUAUUCGGCUUGCCUUCUCUCCCGGGGAAGGGGGGCUAAAGAUGCAAGUGUUUGCACCAUUCUUUAAUGAUCCAGAGGCUCCUCCAGGGCAACCUGGUCAGCCUUUUCCUGGACUCUGGGACUAUGAAGUUGUGGAGUCGUUCUUUCUGGAUAGCACAAAGGAAAAUUACCUUGAGGUGGAGGUUUGUCCGCACGGACAGCACCUGGUGUUACUGCUCUCAGGAGUCGGCCAUGCUUUCAUGCAACAGCUUCCUUUGGUCUUCAACGCAAAUAUCACCGGAGACAAGUGGGUCGGCGAGGCUCAGCUUCCCUGGUCGUACUUCCCUCCCAACGUCAAUAAGAUGAACUCGUAUGCAAUUCACGGCUCUGGUGAGAAGAGAACCUAUGAGGCUCUCUACCCCAUUCCCAAGGAGGACAUAGUGGAUGGUCAAAAACCAAACUUCCACCGCCUGGAGUAUUUCCAAAAAUUCCGCUUGCAAAGUAUCAUGGGAGAAGACUGGGUGCAGCCAGAGUCUGAUCUUUGGAAAGGAAAGCUGUGAGCUUUUCUCAAAUACUUAGUGAAGCCCUCCGUAAAAACAGAUUUGUAUCCAGAUGUCUGCAGAGACACACAUGCUCAUGUUUACACACACAAGCUGGAGACCAGGUCUACAAAUGGACAAAGAUGGAGAUGGAAAGAUGAGUAUUCUGUAUUGUUUGAUUUGUGGAGGUGUAGGAAAUAGAACAGGUUAUAGGCUCAUCACAGCGCCAAGGUGUCAUUGACUCGCACUCACAGAAGGGGAAUCUUAAUACUGUUAAUCAUGUAAUAAAAACACCUACCAUGCUUGACUUCACCUCCAACUCCCACAACGGUGACAUACAGUAUUUCAUUUGAAUAAAGAAAAAAAAGACACGUGCAAUAUCACAGUGCGCACACACACACACCACUGGAGGGAAAUAUUGGUUUCGCACCGAUGCGUCGACUCAUUCUGACCCUGGAUAAUAAUGGAUUCUUCAGCCAUCCUUCCAGAGUCGCUUGUUUAUUGCCAUUCUUCAAAAAAAUGUGCACAAUUUAUUUUUCUGUUCCCAUAUCAUAAUUGAUCGUGCCGGUGAACUUUCUUUAUCAAUUAAAUAAAUUGAUCUGUAAUGCGUUUUUGCUAUUCCCAAGGCUGAGGCGGCAGCCGAUGUGUGAGAUUAGAAAUGGCUAAAUGGAAACAACGCAAUGAUUUGAAAAGAUUGUUUUACAUGUGAACAAUAUUAUAGAGACAAAGAGGAUGAGCAUUGCUGAUUGAAAACAGGUGCAGUUGGCUCAUUUAAAUGGGCUCAUUUAAAUGAGGAAAAUGAAGCUCCAUGAAGUGUUGUCUUUAUUUUUUGACUUUAUUUUCUCAGUUUUGGGCUUUGAAGUACUUUUUUUUUUUUUUGCUUGUUUUAAUUCUUAUUUUUAGUGAAUCACAAUCCUGCCGUUUGAAUCUAAUUUAAACCUGUUUCGUUUUGCACGCAGCAAAGUCAAUGACGACCAGAGCGUCCCUUCGAAGUGCCUGCAACCUGAGUGGGAUUUUUAUUGUCAUCUGUAUAAAUAGUAAUAUUAGUAGCACGACCUUGGAACUUAAAUGCUCAAACAAUGGAAGAAUACAGUUUCAAGAAAACAUUGCCUAAACUUGAUGCCGCUCUUGCUUAGGAAGUUAUGUGAGGUUUCAUUGAGUUAGUAGUCUAAACAUUUUACAGCAGACAGUGACAUCUGGUCUGAAAGUCAGGACACUAGUGAUGUGUCAAUGAGGUUUCAUGACACAGUAUUGGGUUGAUGAGGUUUCAUGAAACAGUCUCCUGGUUUUGAGAGUCCUCCAGAUGGCACUGUCUGCUGUGAAACGGUUGGACUUGAACAACUAAUUCAAUGAAACCUCACAUCAUUUCUAGUGUCAAGUGUCAAGGAGGACAGUAGGACACUGUUUCAUUAACCCUGCAAACUCUUGACUGCUGUGUAUCCAAUGCAAUGGCUGCAACAGAGAUGGACCAUGCUACGGUGGUGUGAGGCAACUGUCACUGCUUUUAUUUUGUCUCUUGAUUCCCGUUUUGUGUCUCCCUCCUUCCUUCCUGUUUUGUGGCACACGUCUGGAGCCAAUCAUCCACUGAUCACCUGAGUAUAAAAACACCUGGACUCCAGCAACAUGUGCCAGAUCGUCUCCUCUUGUUCCUGUGGUAAAUUGUCUCUCCUUGUUCAUUCACUCUCUGCGCGCUUGUUUGCUUAUUUUGAUGACUCUUUCUGCAAACCGGGUGCCUUAGUUCGUGUUUUGUUCCUUCCUCUGUUUCCACAUUUUUCCUGGUUUGUUCUGUGAUUUACUAUUUCUGUUCAUUGCGUUUUUGUCUCUCUGUUAUAGAUUUAAGUUUGUUUGAUUCUCCCGGUUCGGUGACUCUUUCUGUUCUGGUUUUAUUGUUGCGAA